AAUAAUAAUCUUUCAAUUAAUUGAAGUUGGUCAUAUGAAUUCUUGAUAUAUUUUAUUCAAAAAAGUCUAUGCUAUUAAAAAGAUUAAUUUUUUAUUUGAAUUUUAAGACAAGUAGUGAAGGCCCCAUUGGUGGGAUCUCAAGAACAAAACCGAAAGUUAGAAAAAGAAAUGAGGACUGAAAGAGAAAGGUGCAAACUUUUUCUUUUUCCUUCUUUUGAUACCUUCCUUUUUCUUUAGUUUUAGCUUUUACACAUUUGGACACUCAAUACAAGGACCCAUUAAUCCAAAAAAUAUAAUUAGCCUUUUUUUAGCUGAGUUAAAAAAAAAAAAAGUUGAAAGCUUGAGUGGUUGUUGAGUUUACUUUUUGUGGAGAGUUGAUUUUGAUAUGUACUCAAAGAGCUGUUUGAAACUUUGAAGUUUCUGCUCUGGUAAGUUGAUACAAGGGGAUUGAGUUGUUUCCUGUAAUUGAUAUCUGUUUUAAAGUUUUGAGAAUUGGUAGUUGUUUAUAGUGAGAAAAAAAGAUGGGUGUUGGAUUAUUAGAGAUUGGAGUUGAAAUGAGGAGAAUUUUGAUGUUUUCAGUUAAAAGAUGUUAUAUUACAGUCUUGAAUCAUCCAUUUCUUGUGGGUAUGCUGUGUUUCAUAGCAUUUUUGUACAGAACUUUCCCAUUUCUGUUUUCAAUAUUGUUAGCUGCAUCCCCAGUUCUUGUUUGUACUGCUGUUUUGCUUGGAACUUUACUAAGUUUUGGCCAGCCUAAUAUACCCGAAAUCGAAAGGGAAGAAAAAACAAUAACUCAUGAUAUAGUGCCUUUGAAAACUGGGGUAUUAUAUGAUACAACUCAUUUUGUGAGUGAAGAUAGUUACUAUGUGGAGAGAUACACGGAGAGGGACCUCGUAGAGCAGUCGAUUGAUAAGAUUAGUGAUCUUUCCCCUCUACUCGAGGAAAGGUCUCGAGAUUUUCAAUUUGAGGACGGGGUUUUUGAGCAGAACAAUGAAGAGAAUGAAGAGAAACAUGGUGAUGAGGAACUUAUGGAAAUUCAAUACUCUUCGAUUCCAGCAGUUGAUGAGGGUUUCGAGGAAGCAGCGAGGGGCUUUUAUGAGCAAAACAAUGAAAAGAAUGAAGAGAAACAUGAUAAUGGGGAUCUUAUGGAGAGUCAAUACUCUCCCAUUCCGACGGUUGAUAGUGAGAGCGUUGAGUCUGACUUUGAUAGAUCAGAUUCCUUUGAUUCUAAAAUGGUGAAUCUUAAUUCUCUUCCCGGUUCCCCUUGGAAAAAGGAGACCGAAGAAGAGGAAAAAGAGGAAGAACAGGAGGAGGAAGAGGAUGACGAUGACGAUGAGUCUUUUGAUUCGGGAUCUGAUCGAGCAGAGAGCUCGUCUCCAGAUGCUUCAUUAGCUGACAUUAUGCCGAUGCUUCAUGAGCUCCAUCCACUUUUGGGUGAAGAUACUCCUCAACAUGUUAGCUUGUUGCAUAAUGUUUCUGAUGCUGCUUCGGAUAGUUCCGGUAAGACCACGGAGAGUGACAAUGAAUCUGAUGAUGGUUGUGAAAAUCAAGAAGAGGUAGAAGUUGCAGACGACGAGAAUGAAGAUGGUGAAAAGCGAGACGAGGAAGAUAAAAGCAAGUCAGCUAUAACAUGGACAGAGGAGGAUCAGAAGAAUCUAAUUGACUUGGGAAGCUCCGAGGUUGAAAGGAAUCAACGCUUAGAGAAUCUUAUGGCAAGGAGAAGAGCAUUGAAGAAAAUGAGGACGAUGAUGACCGAAAAGAAUUUGAUCGACUUGGAAAGCGCUGAUCUUCCAUUCAACAUCCCGUCCAUUUCUACGGCAAGAAACAAUCCGUUUGAUGCUCCUAACGAUAACUAUGACCUCGGACUGCCACCAAUCCCGGGAUCCGCUCCCUCUGUUUUAGUACCAAGGCGAAACCCGUUUGAUCUUCCUUAUGACUCAAGUGAAGAGAAACCUGAUCUUAUGGAGGACGAAGAGUUUAUAACAUUUCAAGCGAAGGAUCCGCUUUUCCGGAGGCACGAAAGUUUUAUUGUAAGACCCUCAAUCUUUGGGCUGAACAGGCAAGACAAGCAAGAUGUUCAUUGGAGACCUUAUUUUGUUCCGGAGAAGAUGGCUUCAGAAGGAACAAGCUACUCGCCAUUUCAACGACAAUCUAGUGAACUUAGUGAUUCCAAAGUAAGUUCAGUUCCCGAAACAGAAUCACUAAGUUCAGUUGAAGAUCUGGAAGACAAAGAACUCAUAGAUGAACGCAUUUCCGAGGAGCCAAAGCUGAUAUCUAAACAAGAGCAUAUUUCUGAGCAUGUCAGACAUGGAAGUCAAUCCUCCGAAGAAGUAGAGUUUUUGGUGCAACUGGGAACUCUGGAAAAUCAUCAUGAAGCAGAAAAAGCUUUGCUCCAGGAAGGAAGAGAACUUAAUCCAACCGAUAUUCAGUCAAAGCCGGAAACUUCUUAUCAAAGAUACAGCAGUCAAUCUAGCUCCUCGUCGUUGGCAGAAGUGAGUGAAAGGGUCUUUGUUGAUAAAGAAGGAGAAAUGAGGUCAAGUUUCGAGGAGAUAAUGGGACAUGUUGAACAAAAUGGGAUUUCCAGGGAAGCUUCAUUUGAUGGACCAAAUUUCCACGUCACGAGCACUUCAGUGGAUCAUACUUCACGCGGUCAACCUAUUUAUGAUUCCAGUCCUUCUGCUAUUAGGGAAAACAUAUUCUCAUCCUCCUUUUCUUCAGAUCAGCAUGUGGAAUCUGAAACAGGGUUUUCCCCUAUAAGAACUGUUUCUUUCAUAGAGAGGGAAUCACAGGAAAAUAGUCAGGACAUUGAAAAGUCUCUUCCAACGAAUGAAGAAAUUUUGGCACCAGAAGAUGAGCUUGAUGUUGCAAAGGCGGAGACUUCUCAAAAUGACGAAAUCCUUAGCAGUGCAAAUGCCUUUCCAGUGCCUGAGUUCGUUCUUGGUCAGGCAUCUGCGGACUCAAAAUUAUCAGAAAAUGAGGAUAUUGUGUAUGAGGAAGGAAUUAUUGAGCAUGAACAACUGCGAAUUACUUGUCCAGGAUUGGAUACAGAUACCUGUAUUCUGUCUAACCAUGCUGAAUACCAGACAGUUGAAUCCCUUUCAACAUUUGAUGAUCUCAGCUCAUCAAAUGUUGUUGAAAAUUUGGCUACUGAUGAUCACACUGAAGUGGAUGAAGAGCUGGUCUCUGGUGGACAUGCUUCUGUAGAAAAGUCCAUCUCUCAGCAUGAAGAAGAAUUGGCACACACAGACAAAUCCAUAGAUGAACAACCCUCAGAGAAUCGGGAAGUAACGGAGCCACCAGCUAUCCUGGUUGAGUCAAUUGAGGAAGCAAGCACCACUGAGAACGUGAAUGUUUCAGAAAUCCAUGACCUUGAUAAUGGAAUUCCUAUUAUCAGCUCCCCACGUACUCCCGACUGUAAUUCCAAUCUGCAUGAGGUUGUUGGCCCAGCAGGUGCUGCAGGUCUAAAGAGCAUCUUUCUCGAUGAGGCGGAAAAUGAUAACCAGAUCAAGGUCUUAGAAAACUAUGUAUUGCCAGCAGAGAUAGCUGAUUUUCACCAUGAUGAGCAAUAUAUAGUUGAAGAGACAGACGGUAUCGAGGACAUUGAUGAGGUAUUAUUUCUCUCUGAAUUAGAUACAGUUGGUGACUUUAGCAUUAACGAGGGUUUGUCUGCAUUCCACGCUGUUGAUUCUGCCACCACAGAAUUUUCUGAAGAGGCCCAUGCUGAAGUUCAUGAAAGAAAGUUCCCAUUGCACCCUGAGAUUUUAAAUGCAUCCGCGGUUGAAGAGAAUGAUAAGCAUGAGGAAAAGGAGUGUGCUUCUGAAAUUCAAAAUUCUGGAAUGAGCAUUAUUGAUCAUAUUGAUGCAUCUCAUACAGAAUUGUCUGAAGCAGAAGUUGAUAAUGCUGUUGAUCCUAGAUCAAUUGAAGGAGGACUGCCCGAGGAUAAUUUGGAUACUCAAGAGGUAGUUCCAAAAAUGCCGAUAGCUGAAGCUCAUAACUCUUUCUUUGAGAUAGAAAAUUCAAAAUCUACUCAAACUGAAGUGACUGAAGUGCCUCAAGAAGUUACAGUCAAAGAGGAAGCUGAUUCUGGUAUGUCAGUACUAGAAGCACAAACAAUUCAAGAUAUUGAAUCGGCGUUUUGGCAAGUUUUUGAGAAAGAAAUGGAGAAAUCUAAUGUUCUUGAGCAAUCUAAUGCUAAAGAUCCCGGAAUGCCAGUGCUGGAAGCACAAACUGUUGAAGAUAUUGAGUCAGCAUUUAGAAGUACUUCUGAGAAAGAAAUCGAGCACUCUAACGUGCUUGAGCUACCUAAUGCUGAACUAGUAACUGAACAAUCUGAGAGUUCAAACAAUUCAGCAGCAGUUGAAGUGUCAAGUUCAGUACCGAAAGAUUCAGGAAUGCCAGAGCUGGAAGCACAAACAGUUGAAGAUAUUGAGUUAGCAUUUCAAAACAUUUCUGAGAAAGAAAUAGAGAACUCGAAUGUGCUCGAACAAUCUGGGAGUUCUGACAAUGCAGCGGCAUUUGAAGUGUCAAAUUCAGUGCAGGAAGAUUCCGGAAUGCCAGUGGUGGAAGCACAAACAAUUGAAGAUAUUGAGUCGGCAUUUAAAAUUACUUCUGAGGAAGAAAUAGUACACUCGGAUGUACUUGAGCUACGUAAUGUGAAUCUUGUAACUGAAGAUUCUGGGAGUUCAGCCAACGCAACAGUGUUUGAAGUAUCAAGUUCAGCACCGGAAGAUUCUGGAAUGCCAGUGGUGGAAGCACAAACAACUGAAGAUAUUGAGUCAGUAUUUGAAAGUACUUCUGAGAAAGAAAUAGUGCACUCGAAUGUGCUUGAGCUACCUAAUGCUAAACUGGUAACUGAAGAAUCUGGGCAUUCUGACGAUGCUGCAGUGUUUGACGUGUCAAGUAAAGUACCGGAAGAUUCUGGAAUGCCAGUGCAGGAAGCACAAACAGUUGAUGAUAUUGAGUUAGCAUUUAAAAAUAUUUCUGAGAAAGAAAUAGAGAACUCGAAUGUGCUCGAGCUACCUGAUGCUAAGCUUGUUACUGAAGGAUCUGGGAGUUCUGACGAUGCCGCGGUGUUUGAAGUAUCAAGUUCAGUUGUGGAAGAUUCUGGAAUGCCAGCACUGGAAGCACAAACAGUUGAAGAUAUUAACUUAGCAUUUAGGCAAAUAUCUGAGAACGAAGUGGAGAAAUCGAAUGUUCUUGAGCUACAUAAUGCUAAGCUUGUAACUAAAGAAUCUGGGGAUUCUGACAAUGCAGCGGUGUUUGACGUGUCGAGCUCAGUACAAGAAGAUUCUGGAAUGCCAGUGGUGGAAGCACAAACAGUUGAAGAUAUUGAGUCGCCAUUUACAAUUACUUCUGAGAAAGAAAUGGCGCAUUCGGAUGUACCUGUGCAACCGAAUGCUAAGCUUGUAACUGAAGAACCUGGGAGUUCAGACGCUGCAGCGGUAUUUGAAGCGUCAAGUUCAGUACUGGAAGAUUCUAGAAUGCCAGUGGUGGAAGCACAAACAAUUGAAGAUAAUGAGUCAGCAUUUAGAAUUACUUCUGAGAGAGAAAUUGUGCACUCGGAUGUACUUGAGCAACCUAAUGCUAGGCUUGAAACUGAAGAGUCCCGGGAUGCUGACAAUGCAGCGGUGAUUGACGUGUCAAGUUCAGUACUGGAAGAUUCUGGAAUGCCAGUACUGGAAGCACAAACAGUUGAAGAUAUUGAGUCAGCAUUUAGGCAAAUAUCUGAGCAAGAAAUAGCUGAGAAAUCGAAUGUUCUUGAGCAACCUAAUGCUGAGCUAGCAACUGAAGAAUCUGGGAACAUUGCAGCUGCUGCUGAAGCGUCAAGUUCAGCACUGGAAGGUUCUGAAAUGCCAGCGCUGGAAGCACAAACAGUUGAAGAAAUGGACAUGGUAUUUAGGCGAAUAUCUGAGAAAGAAGCGGAGGAAUCGAAUGUUCUUGAGCAACCUAAUGCUGAGCUAGCAACUGAAGUUUCUGGGAGUUCUGAUAAUGCAGCGGUCGUCAAAGUGUCAAGUGUGACAUGGGAUAUGCAGUUACCGAUUCUUGAAACAAGACCAACUGAAUAUUUUGAUUUGGAUCAUGAAAAACUUUCUGAGAGUGAUGAUGAGACACUCACCCAUCAUGAUUCUGUUGGUGAUGAUGAGCAUAUGAGGGAACCCAAAGAUAUAGGAGCUUCUUCGGAUUCACAAAAUGUCGAGACAGACUUGCCUUUGAAACAAAUCUUGGAAGAACAGCCAAGGGGAGCAAGCUCAUCCAAUGAUAUCAAAUCGAGUGUUAGGGGAUAUGAUGUAUCCGAAUUUGGUGAAGGUGAAACAGGAAAAGGAGAUGACGAAGUUGUAGUAAAAGAAGCUAAGGCAUUAAUAGCUGAAAAACCAGAACAUGCUGUUGAUAUGCCUACUACAGCUGAUGCUUAAGGGCUAAAAAGAUAAAUCCCACAAGACGGGCUCGAGUUCAAGCUCAAGCUUUGAUUCAAGUUCAAGCGACUCCGACAAAGAUCGAAGAUGCUCAGGAGUUAAAGUUGGUUUACUUUUGUGUUUAUUGCAUGGUUUGGAGUGGCUUUGUGAAAUGAUGGAUUCCUUCGAGAAUGAGUUUUGUUUUGAUUUCUGGAAGCAUUCUUUCUUCUUAUAUUUUUUCUUCUUCAUCUUUUCAGCAGUUUCUGGAGAUUGUUGGAAGAAAAGGUUUUGUUAAACUUGUAUAUGGAUUUUGUAAUUUUUCGUAUGAGACAGUCAAUGUUGACUGUUUUCUUGAAAGUAAUGGCAGACUCAAUGCUUUCCUC
Molecule: messenger RNA, 6772 nt
Organism: Lycium barbarum (goji berry)
Lineage: Eukaryota; Viridiplantae; Streptophyta; Magnoliopsida; Solanales; Solanaceae
Exons: 3
Coding region: 522-6410 (1962 amino acids)
Source: RefSeq, a predicted model, not a curated record